Messenger RNA from Schistocerca piceifrons (Central American locust), 2084 nucleotides. RefSeq names its product polycomb group RING finger protein 3 (gene l(3)73Ah). NCBI's taxonomy places the organism in Eukaryota, Metazoa, Arthropoda, Insecta, Orthoptera, Acrididae. The record is from RefSeq and is a predicted model, not a curated record. The coding region runs from base 657 to 1337 and encodes 226 amino acids. Gene Ontology annotation, biological process: regulation of transcription by RNA polymerase II. Gene Ontology annotation, cellular component: PRC1 complex. The transcript has 6 exons.
UACCUAUAAAAAUGUUGAUGAUGACAAUACGGGAUCAAAGAUAUUACUUUGUAAACUAUGAUGUUUGUGUUGUAUAACUGAGGUUUAAAGGAACUGUAGUGAACAUUAUUUAGGAGUGCAAGCGGCGUUUUGAUUAGUAAUCGCUGUUGACACCACCAACACGUAUUAGUGCAACGCUUUACGUUUUUUCCAGGAUUAUACAAUUGUCCUCCCAUGACGGUGGUAUGGUUGAGGAAAUAUGCGGCUAUUGUGUACUGUGAUGCUUCUCAGUGUUAAUUCAGAGCGGAUUGGACAAUUAUUUUCGAAUGAUUAUGAAGAAGGAGUCUCAUCAUGAAUCUCAUAAAAGUUUUGUUCAUUGCGUGAACCAGUGUGCUAUAUACAUGAAAAUAAUACAGUACAUUGCUUUCAUCGUGUAGCUUGUUUUCUGAGUGCUGUGACCAUUAUGUGAUUUUAUUGCAGCAAAUGCUGUAUAAGAAUCACCAGUGCAUUUCGUUUAACAAUGCUAUAGACCAAUGGAGGCCACUGCAGUGGGUGAAUAAGGAUACAGUCCCGUCAACUGUUCGAAAUGUGUACCAUUUCAGUGUUGAUUCUUUCUAUGUACAUAAAUAACCACUCUACUGGAAUGACCACUGUGUAAUCCCAUACACACUUAAGUCAUGACAAUGGAGAGGCGUAUAAAGUUAAAAACUCUUAACAGCCACAUUACAUGCAAGAUCUGCCGUGGUUAUUUGAUAGAUGCAACAACAGUUACGGAAUGCUUACAUACCUUCUGCAAAAGUUGUUUGGUGAAGCAUCUAGAAGAAAAUAACACAUGUCCAACAUGCAAUAUAGUAAUUCACCAGUCUCAUCCACUGCAGUAUAUCAGCUUUGAUCGAACGAUGCAAGACAUUGUGUACAAACUCGUACCAAAUUUACAAGAUAAUGAGAUAAAGAGGGAAAGAGAAUUUUAUCGUGUCAGAGGUCUUGCAUGUCCAAAAGACAUUCCACCAAAUGCUGGUGAACUGGAAGAGGAGAAGGUACCUGCUGAUGCUCAUGCAGAGUCUGAUUAUCAUCGGCAAGAUGAGCAGGUAAAUGUAUGUCUGGAGUGUGUAAGCACAAACUUAAAGACUCUGAAGCGAAGAUUCAUCAGAUGCUCAGCACAGGCAACAAUUACGCACCUCAAAAAGUUUAUUGCCAAGAAAGUCUUGAAUGGGACAGAGAAAUACAGAGAUAUUGAUAUAUUGUGCAAUGAUGAACUCUUGGGAAAAGACCAUACACUAAAAUUUGUUUAUGUGACAAGAUGGAGGUUUCGAGACCCACCCUUGAGGCUGCAAUAUAGGCCUCGUAUUGAUAUUUAAAAUGUUGAAAGAAAGUGAUUAUGAAGAGAGUUUAUUAAUUUGCAUUUCGUUCAGUGCUGUGUUAUGUUUUAUGACAGAGUGAAGAUAGUGAAAUAAGAAGACUUAAAGUUUUUUGUUUCACCAGAAAAGUCUGCUGCAUAUUUGCUGUGGUAACCUUUGAAACUUCCCUUGAUGCCUGUGAAGAGUAUUUGUUAUGUCAUCCAUGCUUUCCGUGCAGUUUUAAAUGUACAGUUUAUGAACAUGUAUAGACAACAUAUCUAUGUGAUGUUUCAGUACGGUUGCAGAAAAACUUGCAUCAUUCCUUCAUACUUUCCUGUGUAGAUGAUGAAUCUGGCAUGAUUUCUAAGUCAUAUUUAUAACUUGAAGGAUUAUUUUUGAUAAUGGAAGAGUGACUGAUAAGUUUUAGGACCAAUAUUUCAAGUCACUGAAAACAGUUCCACAUUGAGCUGUUAAACAGUAAAGUGAAAUUUAAAUGUGAUGUGAUGUAGUGAAAUUUAAAUGUGAUGUGAUUUCAGUGUGAAUAUUACCAGUCAAUUUAUGCUCUGUUCUGUUCACAUUUCCCCAAAGUCUGUAAUGCAUUUGUGUUUUACUUUGUUACAUAUGUUGAAACAGUAUUGUAACUGCAAUAAAGAAUUUCAUAUUAAGUUUGUAAAAGACUGGAAGCAACACUGAUUUAUUUGAGAGAUCAGUUGUGUGUUACUGACAGGAAUUUUUGUGUUAUGUGAUACAAAGAUAUCAAUUUGUAAU